AUGGAAAAAAGCGACUUAUCCAAGGGCCCGAUGAUAUGCGAACCGAUGGAUCGCCGGGAUACUGCCCAGUAUGUCCAACACGGUCAACGCCGCGCGGUCGCUGGCAAACUAUGGCUAGCUGCAUCGACCUUGGUGGCUGGCUGGCAUCUCCACCGCUUUGCAUGCAAGCCCUCGAUGCACAUGUCCCCCAUUCCUCACACGGACAACAUCGAGUGGUCUAGCUGCGGAGACAACUACGAGUGCGGCCGGCUCUUGGUACCUCUGGACUAUCAUAAUGAAUCACUAGGACACGCCGAUCUUGCUGUUGGUCGAUACUUGGCUAAGAAUAAGACGUCCCGACUCGGCUCCCUCUUUAUUAACCCAGGCGGACCGGGUGGUUCGGGCAUGUCUUUUCUCUAUAGAGCAGGUCCAGCUCUUGCCACGCUCCUAGACGAUCGGUACGAUAUCGUAUCUUGGGACCCUCGUGGCAUCAAUGGAACAACCCCUGGAGUCGACUGUUUUGCAUCGCAAACGGAUCAGGACAUCGCAUUCAGUCACACAUACCAAGAUGUUGGAUUUGAAGCAAGGAAUCUGUCAGACCCAGUGGAUCGUGCUGUCUACGCACAACAGGUUCGUAAAGCCGAUGCCGAAAACGCAGUGAUUGCACAGUUGUGCUUGAAUCGUACGGGGGAGGGACUGCGCCACGUUGGUACCGCAACAGUCGUACGCGAUUUGGAAUUACUCUCCCGCGUCAUCGAAGGACCAGAGAAGCUGGUUAACUUCUGGGGCUUCAGUUAUGGGACUGUAGUCGGUGAGGUCGUAAGUCCUAGGUCUGGGCUCGAUAAUAUCUUUCUAACCCUCUCACCGCAAAGAUAUUUUGUCAAUAUGUUCCCUGAGCGUGUGGGGAAUGUUACCAUUGAUGGCGUUGUGGACCCGAUUUUAUGGGCAACAACAGGUGCCUACGAAUGGGGAAAAUGGGAUCUUGUCGAUACCGAACGGGCUUACACUAAUUUCCUCGACGCAUGUGCUGAGGCCGGCCCCGAGCGAUGUGCUCUCAACACAAACGAGAGGUCAACCGCCCAGGCUAUUCGGAAAGCUGUUGAAAAGUUCAUCGAUGAUCUUUAUGAGCGUCCCCUGCCUGUCCCCCAUGGAGAGCAACCGUAUAUUCUUACUUCCGGCAUGGUUCGCAAUCUCUUGUUCAUCAACAUGUACCGCCCUCGUGGUUGGCCUGCGCUAGCAGAGCAAAUUGCCGCCGGUAUCAAUGGCGAUGGUGCACCCAUUACGAACGCGGUACUCAACACUAUCGAGAGAAACUCUACAAAGAAAGCGCAGACUGCCAUGGCUAUCGAGGCUGUAACAUGCGUUGAUGGACCAGAACUUUAUGAUGUUGACCCCCACAAGGCCGUCGAGGCCAUAAUUGAGGAAAACGUGCAGACAUAUGGACAGGUCUCGACUCAUUUUGCGGGUGUUGAGGUUUCAAUGUGCCAUCAUUGGAAGACGCGAGAGGCCGAGCGAUUUGUGGGUCCUUUUAACCAUACGACGCUCGCCAACGAUAUCCUAGUUAUUGGUAACACAGCUGACCCAAUCACUCCGGUUGUAAAUGCUCGCACGGUCAACAGGCUGCUCCCUCAAUCUCGUCUCAUCGUCCAGGAUGGCAGUGGUCAUUGCUCCCUUGCAAUGGCAAGCACUUGUACUGCCAAGGCCAUUCGUGGCUAUUUCCUCGACGGUGUUCUACCGCCGAACGGCAUCGUGUGUGAUACCAUCGAACGCUUGUUCCCAGAGAAAUCUGCACCUGCCGAAGCAAAGGCCUGGCUGAACUCGGAAGCGAGUUUCUCUGAGGCUGAUACUCGCCUUGCAGAGGUUGUAAGGGACCUUGGAAUGGCGAUGGAGCCAUUUGUUGGAUUGCACAAGAAGCCAAAGUCACUUCUUUGA
This is a messenger RNA of Rhizoctonia solani, 1911 nucleotides long. RefSeq names its product Abhydrolase domain-containing protein. The record is from RefSeq and is a predicted model, not a curated record. Lineage: Eukaryota; Fungi; Basidiomycota; Agaricomycetes; Cantharellales; Ceratobasidiaceae. The transcript is spliced from 15 exons. The coding region runs from base 1 to 1911 and encodes 636 amino acids.